UUUUCAGUUAAGAGGUUGAUUAAAAAUGUCAGAGAGUAAAGUUGAAUCACAUUGAACCAAUACUAGCUGAUGAAACAGACUUAAUAAAGUCCUGAUAAUCAAAGUAAUAACUCCUAAUGGACUUAAUGUUCUUCUGUUAUUGAACUCCUUUGAAGGAAGGGGAAAGUUAACAGCUGAGCUGGAGAUGAAAUGAGAUGAAUGAAGCUGUUAACAGUUGAAUAAACAGUUUCCAUGUUCAGUCAUCAUCACAUCAUCUCUCACUUCAAACCAUCAAAGAGGUCAGGGGUCAAAUCAAAGUCCAGAGUCCUCUCAGGUCCCACUGAAGUCCAGGAGUCUCAUUAACACAUUAAAGACCUGUCAGGUGUUUGAUGGAGGAGCCACACUUUAAAGCUCCUCCUGGACCCCCUGCAGAGUCCACGAGCUUUACUCUGACCCUGAUCAUGGACGGGACCACAGUGACGGACUUCAGCAUCGAGAGGAUCCUGUCCCCCCAGAUGGGACUCAAGCCGCAGAGCAAGCACCGAGCCCCGGACGGGUACCUGCAGGGGAUCCCCGGGGGGUUCAGUCCGGAUUACACAGGGCACUUCAGACCUCCUGGGGCCUUCACGGUCCCGGUCCCGGUCCCGGUCUCGGUGCCAGGCUGCCUGCAGUACUCGGGGAUGAAGUUUGGAGAACCGUUUUACGGAGUCCAUCACAGGGACUUCAGCUUCCAUCCAAACACAGGAGUUUACCUGCGCUACAGCCAGCAGGACCCCACAGCAGGUUAUCAAUGUUACCACCAAGCAGCCGUGUCUGCGCAGCCGCAGCAGCAGCAGCAGCAGCAGCGUCAGAAGCCCCGGAUGAGGACGGUGUUCACGGACAGUCAGUCCAAACAGCUCGAGGCUCUGUUCGAGUCCACGGACUAUCCCACGGUGGAUGCGCGCGCAGAUGUGGCGAGGCGCACCGGGCUGAGUGAGGAGACCGUCAGGGUUUGGUUCAAGAACCGCCGAGCCCGCAGGAAGAGGCAGCGCAGCGGGUCCAAGGUCAAGUCCCCCUCCCCGCCCCCUUCCACAGGAGCAGAGAGGAGGAUCUUCAGCUCCUUCCUCUGAACCUGACGGACCGUCCACCUGCUGCUCAGAGGUCGAACUCACCUCCUGCAGCCGCCUUCAGAGGUCAAAGGUCACCUCAGGACACUUCAAACAUCUGCUCACUGCAGCUGCUCUGAUGAUGCGUUUAGGAGCUGCUGGGAAAGUCAGACAUUUGAGGACUUGAAGUUUGGAUCUCCAGUUUUAAUUUAUUUUGUAAAUGUAUUUAUUGAAAUCUGCUUUUUAAAAACACUGUUUUGGAAACACGAGCGCCUUUUGUUACCUUGAAUAUUGAAAUAAAUGUGGUUAUAAAAUCA
Messenger RNA from Notolabrus celidotus (New Zealand spotty), 1381 nucleotides. RefSeq names its product homeobox protein goosecoid-like. Lineage: Eukaryota; Metazoa; Chordata; Actinopteri; Labriformes; Labridae. The transcript is spliced from 3 exons. The record is from RefSeq and is a predicted model, not a curated record. The coding region runs from base 369 to 1088 and encodes 239 amino acids. Gene Ontology annotation, biological process: regulation of transcription by RNA polymerase II. Gene Ontology annotation, molecular function: RNA polymerase II transcription regulatory region sequence-specific DNA binding; DNA-binding transcription factor activity, RNA polymerase II-specific.